AACGAUCGAUGGCGUUGAUGUGGGAAAGCCCGACCCGAAAGGCCCAAUGCAAAAACAUCUGCACACCGUCAACCAAUAGUGAAUUCGGCCACCAUAAGAUCAACGAACGCGCCAGCGAUUACGAUUCUAGGGUUUCGAAAUCAACUCUUCAUUCUAGAACUUCUACUUCCAUUUCAAUUUCGAUUUUGCUUCUAAUCAGUUGCCCUGCAAGCUUGCUUUUCUAGAUGCAUAAAAUGCCCGAGACAAGGCAGAAAGAAGGAACGGCCCAAAAUUCAGAGUCAACAGGGGGAAACAGUGAUCCGGAAAAACCCACAGAUUCUGGUGAGCAGAUAGACCUUGAUGGGGACAACGAUCAAGAAGAGUCAUCUGAGGAAGAGGUAGAGUAUGAAGAAGUGGAGGUGGAGGAAGAAGUGGAAGUGGAAGAAGAAGAGGAGGAGGAGGAAGAAGAGGAAGAGGAAGAAGCAGAGGAAGGUAGUAAGCCUUCAGAUGGUGAAGACGAGAUGAGAGUGGAAGAUACUAAAGAUGAGGUUGAGAAAAAGAGACAUGCUGAACUUCUUGCGCUUCCACCUCAUGGUUCAGAGGUUUACAUUGGCGGAAUUCCUCAUGACAUUUCUGAAAAAGAUUUAAGGGUCUUCUGUCGAUCUGUGGGAGAAGUUGUAGAGGUAAGGAUUAUGAAGGGAAAAGAAGCAAAAGGUUAUGCUUUUGUGACCUUCAAGACAAAGGAAUUGGCAUCAAAGGCUAUCGAGGAGUUGAACAACACUGAAUUCAAGGGAAACAAAAUAAAGUGCUCAACGUCUCAAGUUAAGCAUAGGUUAUUCAUUGGAAAUGUUCCUAAAGAUUGGACUGUUGAAGAUAUGAAGAAAGUCAUUGCCAAGGUUGGCCCUGGUGUCAUUGCUGUGGAACUGUUGAAGGAUCCACAGAGUUCUGGCCGUAAUCGGGGAUUUUCUUUUAUUGAGUAUCACAACCAUGCUUGUGCAGAAUAUUCAAGGCAGAAAAUGUCAAACUCCAAUUUUAAACUUGACAAUAAUGCUCCAACAGUGAGCUGGGCUGACCCAAGGAAUUCUGAUUCAUCAGCAUCCUCUCAGGUGAAAGCAGUAUAUAUAAAGAACCUUCCAGAAAACAUAACGCAGGAUCGUCUGAAGGAGCUGUUUGAACAUCAUGGUAAGAUCACAAAAGUAGCUCUCCCUCCUGCUAAAGCUGGACAAGAAAAGAGCAGAUAUGGUUUUGUGCACUUUGCUGAUAGAUCAUGUGCAAUGAAGGCAUUGAAGAACACAGAGAAGUAUGAGAUUGAUGGCCAAAUUUUGGAAUGCUCACUCGCUAAGCCACAGGCAGAUCAGAAGUCAUCUGGUGUAUCAAAUUCACACAAUUCAGCUAUACUUCCUACUUAUCCACCUCCUCUUGGUUAUAGUAUGGUUGGAGGUGGAUAUGGUGCUGUUGGUGCAGGAUAUGGUGCCACUGGCUUUGCACAGCCACUAAUGUAUGGUCCGGGAGCAACCCCUGCUGGCAUGGCAAUGAUGCCAAUGCUUUUACCAGAUGGAAGGAUUGCAUAUGUAUUGCAACAACCAGGUUUACCGCAGGCAGGCUUGCAACAGCCAGGUUUUCAACAGCAUGCUCCUUCACCAGUAUCUCGACAUGGCAGGAGUGGUGGUGGUAGCUCAAGUGGUGAAAAACGCAAUCACGAUAAUAACCGUAAUCGUGGUCCUGGCCGAUAUAAUCCCUACUAAUAUAAUUUGGCCUUGCGUGGUCUUUAGGGUGCUAUGCAAUUGAGGUUUAUUCCUACUGGUCACCUCCCCAAUGCCAAAAAUUUAUCUGGCAUGUAUGGAAAAAUUUGAACAGACUGAAUUGUUGAAAUAUAUGUAUAUUGUUAAAGCUGUUGCUAGUUUUACA
Molecule: messenger RNA, 1887 nt
Organism: Lathyrus oleraceus (garden pea)
Lineage: Eukaryota; Viridiplantae; Streptophyta; Magnoliopsida; Fabales; Fabaceae
Product: heterogeneous nuclear ribonucleoprotein Q
Exons: 9
Coding region: 225-1724 (499 amino acids)
Molecular function (GO): RNA binding
Source: RefSeq, a predicted model, not a curated record